Molecule: messenger RNA, 6263 nt
Organism: Condylura cristata (star-nosed mole)
Lineage: Eukaryota; Metazoa; Chordata; Mammalia; Eulipotyphla; Talpidae
Gene: PPFIA4
Product: protein tyrosine phosphatase, receptor type, f polypeptide (PTPRF), interacting protein (liprin), alpha 4
Exons: 29
Coding region: 509-4126 (1205 amino acids)
Biological process (GO): synapse organization
Cellular component (GO): presynaptic active zone
Molecular function (GO): protein binding
Source: RefSeq, a predicted model, not a curated record
GCUGCAGCUACCUCGGCGCCGGCUGGGAUCGCCAGGUCGCGUCAGGCUCCCCCACUCGGGGGGAGACUCCCUGCUGCCUCCGAACCGAGCGGCCGGCCUACGGCGACAGCAGGCAGACCACUGCCCUUCAGAAACCAUGGGCGUUGCUAGCCCCAUCUGGGACUCUGCCAGGCUCCGGUGCUCCGUCCAGAGGCUUUUCCAGCCCUGCUCUCCCUGCCUGUCAUGGCCACACUUGGCUGCUGCCCGCUUGUCUGGGGACAGAGGGCACCCCGUUGCAGCCCUGAGAGGUUAAGCCAGGCCCUCUGGCUCCACUCUACAGGGGCACUCCAGGCACCAGGCCCCUUUCAGAACAAGAGCUGCUGAUGCCAUGGGAGAAACCCCUGCCCAUCCGUCCACUUGCCUGGCACUGCCCACUCUGAGGCCCAUACCCUGGGCCCCCCUGCAGGUGCCAACCCUGUGAACCCCUCCCUGGCCCCCUGACUCUGAGAAGGCCCUGCCCACCCCCACCAUGUGUGAGGUGAUGCCUACGAUCAAUGAGGGGGACCCUUUAGGGCCCCCCCAUGGCGCCGAUGCUGACGCCAACUUUGAGCAGCUGAUGGUGAACAUGCUGGAUGAGCGGGAGAAGUUGCUAGAGUCUCUUCGGGAGAGUCAGGAAACCUUGGCAGCCACGCAGAGCCGGCUCCAGGAUGCCCUGCAUGAACGGGACCAGCUCCAACGCCACCUGAACUCCGCCCUCCCGCAGGAAUUUGCCACCUUAACCCGGGAGCUGAGCAUGUGUCGGGAGCAGCUCCUGGAGCGGGAGGAAGAGAUAUCCGAGCUGAAAGCAGAGCGGAAUAACACAAGGUUGCUUCUGGAACAUCUGGAGUGCCUGGUGUCCCGCCACGAGCGAUCACUGCGCAUGACCGUGGUGAAGCGCCAGGCCCAGUCCCCCUCUGGGGUCUCCAGCGAGGUGGAGGUGCUGAAGGCCCUCAAAUCACUGUUUGAGCACCACAAGGCCCUGGAUGAGAAGGUACGAGAGCGACUCCGAGCAGCCCUAGAGCGAGUUACCACCUUGGAAGAGCAGCUGGCAGGGGCCCACCAGCAGGUGUCUGCCCUGCAGCAGGGGGCAGGGGCUCGGGAUGGAGUGGCGGAAGAGGAGGGCACGGCGGAGCUAGGCCCGAAACGCCUGUGGAAGGAGGAUGCUGGCCGGGUGGAGGAGCUGCAGGAGCUACUGGAGAAGCAGAACUUCGAGCUGAGCCAGACCCGGGAGCGACUGGUCACCCUGACAGCCGCCGUGGCUGAGCUCGAGGAGGACCUGGGCACGGCCCGCCGGGACCUCAUCAAGUCGGAGGAGCUGAGCAGCAAGCACCAGAGGGACCUCCGGGAGGCUCUGGCCCAGAAGGAGGACAUGGAGGAGCGCAUCACCACCCUGGAGAAGCGCUACCUGGCGGCCCAGCGUGAGGCCACGUCCAUCCAUGACCUCAAUGACAAACUGGAGAAUGAGCUGGCCAAUAAGGAGUCCCUGCACCGCCAGUGUGAGGAGAAGGCCCGACACCUACAGGAGCUGCUGGAGGUGGCCGAGCAGAAGCUGCAGCAGACCAUGCGCAAGGCGGAGACGCUGCCAGAGGUGGAGGCCGAGCUGGCCCAGCGGAUUGCAGCCCUCACCAAGGCUGAAGAACGGCAUGGCAACAUUGAGGAGCACCUGCGGCAGCUGGAGGGGCAGCUGGAGGAGAAGAACCAGGAGCUGGCCAGGGUGCGCCAGCGGGAGAAGAUGAACGAGGACCACAAUAAGCGGCUGUCAGACACCGUUGACCGACUGCUUAGCGAGUCUAACGAGCGCCUGCAGCUCCACCUCAAGGAGCGCAUGGCCGCCCUGGAGGAGAAGAACACCUUGAUCCAGGAACUGGAGAGCUCCCAGCGGCAGAUUGAGGAGCAGCAUCAUCACAAGGGCCGCCUGUCUGAAGAGAUUGAGAAGCUGCGCCAAGAGGUGGACCAGCUGAAGGGUCGAGGGGGGCCGUUUGUGGAUGGCGUCCACUCCAGGUCGCACGUGGGCAGCGCAGCGGACGUGCGGUUCUCCCUGGGCACAGGCGCCCACGGGCCCCCUGGGCUGCACCGCCGCUACUCGGCCCUGCGGGAAGAGUCUGCCAAGGACUGGGAGCCAUCGCCACUGCCUGGGGUGCUGGCCCCCACAGCUGCCUCUGCCUUCGACAGUGACCCUGAGAUCUCCGACGUGGAUGAGGAUGAACCAGGGGGUCUGGUGGGCUCUGUGGAUGUUGUCUCCCCCAGUGGCCACUCCGAUGCCCAGACCCUGGCCAUGAUGCUGCAGGAGCAGCUGGAUGCCAUCAAUGAGGAGAUCAGAAUGAUCCAGGAAGAGAAGGAGUCCACAGAGCUCCGUGCUGAGGAGAUCGAGACCCGCGUGACCAGUGGCAGCAUGGAGGCCCUGAACCUGACCCAGCUGCGCAAACGCAGUUCCAUCCCCACAUCCCUGACGGCCCUGUCCCUGGCCAGCGCGUCCCCACCGCUCAGCGGCCGCUCCACACCUAAGCUUACCUCCCGCAGUGCCGCCCAGGACCUGGACCGAAUGGGAGUCAUGACCCUGCCCAGUGACUUAAGGAAGCAUAGGAGGAAGCUGCUGUCGCCAGUGUCUCGGGAAGCGAACCGAGAGGAUAAAGCCACCAUAAAAUGUGAGACUUCUCCUCCUUCCUCACCCAGGACGCUGCGGCUAGAGAAGCUUGGCCACCCAGCCCUGAGCCAGGAAGAAGGCAAGAGUGCUUUGGAGGAUCAAGGCAGCAACCCCAGCAGCAGCAACAGCAGCCAGGACUCCUUGCACAAGGGUGCCAAGCGCAAGGGCAUCAAGUCAUCGCUCGGCCGGCUGUUCGGGAAGAAGGAGAAGGGCAGGCUGAUCCAGCUGAGCCGGGACGGCGCCACGGGCCAGGUUCUGCUGACCGACUCCGAGCUCAGUCUGCAGGAGCCCAUGGUGCCGGCCAAGCUGGGGACCCAGGCAGAGAAGGACCGGCGGCUGAAGAAGAAGCACCAGCUGCUUGAAGAUGCCCGCAGGAAAGGGAUGCCCUUUGCCCAGUGGGAUGGCCCUACUGUGGUCUCCUGGCUGGAGCUCUGGGUGGGGAUGCCUGCCUGGUACGUGGCAGCCUGCCGAGCCAACGUCAAGAGCGGUGCCAUCAUGUCGGCCCUGUCGGACACAGAGAUCCAGCGUGAGAUCGGCAUCAGCAACGCCCUGCACCGGCUCAAGCUCCGGCUGGCCAUCCAGGAGAUGGUGUCCCUCACCAGCCCCUCGGCGCCCCCCACCUCCAGGACGUCUUCCGGGAACGUCUGGGUCACCCAUGAAGAGAUGGAAACUCUGGCAACAUCCACUAAAACAGUGACCUCUGCCAUCUUGUUCCUGCAGACGCUGGCCUACGGAGACAUGAACCAUGAGUGGAUCGGGAACGAGUGGCUGCCCAGCCUGGGGCUCCCCCAGUACCGCAGCUACUUCAUGGAGUGCCUGGUGGACGCACGCAUGCUUGACCACCUCACCAAGAAGGACCUGCGGGUGCACCUGAAGAUGGUGGACAGCUUCCACCGAUCCAGUCUGCAGUACGGUAUCAUGUGUCUGAAGCGGCUGAAUUAUGACCGGAAGGAACUGGAGAAGAGGCGGGAGGACAGCCAGCAUGAGAUCAAGGAUGUGCUGGUCUGGACCAAUGACCAGGUGGUUAACUGGGUCCAGUCCAUUGGGCUUCGUGACUACGCCGGGAAUCUGCACGAGAGCGGUGUGCAUGGGGCCCUGCUGGCCCUGGAUGAGAACUUUGACCACAACACACUGGCCCUGGUGCUGCAGAUCCCCACACAGAACACCCAGGCACGCCAGGUGAUGGAGAGAGAGUUCAACAACCUGCUGGCUCUGGGCACCGACCGGAAGCUGGAUGAUGGGGAGGAGAAGGUGUUCCGCCGCGCGCCCUCCUGGAGGAAACGCUUCCGGCCGCGGGACCACCACGGCGGCAUGCUCAGCGCCUCGGCCGAGACGCUCCCGGCAGGCUUCCGCGUGUCCACCCUGGGGCCGCUGCAGCCUCCCCCGGCCCCUCCAAAGAAGAUCAUGCCCGAAGCUCACUCCCACUAUCUCUACGGACACAUGCUCUCUGCAUUCCGGGACUAGCCUCUGCCGGGGGCUGCCGGCUUCCUCCUCCUCCUGGGUUUCUCAGACUCCGGCCCUGACCCCUCCCGCUCGUCCUCCUUCCUCCCAGGCUCCGAGAGUCUCCUGAUUUUCCAGUAACUCUGGACCUCAGCAUAUACUCGUCCUCACCCUCGGCAAGCCCAGGGCCCACUCUGUGUCCUUUCUACUGCUCCCAUGAACUGGCUGCGCUUCCUGGCCUGACGGCACCCACGUUCCCUACUUGGGAGUCUGCAGGAGGGAGACUUCAGACGCUCUGGUGGGUGGGACACCUCCCUGGACCUAAGCUGGCCUGGGCUGCAACCUUCACCAAGGACCACGCCAAGGGCCGGGAUGACCCUUCCGACAGAGAAUGCUCCAGACUCUGCCUCGCUGCCAUCUGGUCCCUGUCCACCUAAUGACAGUGUCAACUGGUCUGACAUCUGAUUUCAGCACCUACAGCAUUUCCCUCCCCCAGCUCAUCUCCACAGCUGGCUCUCCUGCCUCUAGGUCCACCUUGGGGGCAGGGGGGGGAGGUGCUGCAGCAGCCCAUGCCCAAGAUGGCAAGCCUGGCAGGAAGGGCGGGGUGGAGGCUUCGGUGGAAUCCCAAAUGUGAGUUUGGGAACAAUCUGUGAGAAAUGGCCCCUGAGCUGUGAACCAAGGCCCAGGAAGAUGGACGCUCAGCCCUCCUGCCCGCCGUCAGUAGGAGGCCAACUUGAGAGACAGCCAGUGGCUGAAGAGCAAACCUGGAUGACUCCUUCCCCGACCAUAAGCGGAGCUGCGUCUGGACGCGGGGGAGGGUUACGUGAUCCUGGUUCUGGGGCAGCUCAGAGCUAACACUGCCAAGGGUGCCCCCAAGCAUCCCUUCCUUGCUGUCCCCCUCUGCCCCACUUCUUAGUGACCCAACCCCAUAGGAAUAUACCCAUGAGUGGAUUGAAUAUAUAUUGACCUUAAAGUCAGAUUUGGGAUAGAGGUAGACUGAGCCUUCCUUCCCCUGACCUCCUGGGAAGAAAAUCAAGUAUCCCCUCAGUGAAUCACGCCCCAGGUCUAGGAAAUCCAGUGUUGGUGACAGCUGUCAUUCUCCCGCUUGUUCCCCAGAUCACCCGCUGUGUUCAAGGCUGCUUUGGUGUGCAGGUACUGUGCCUCUAAAUUCGGGACCUGAACAGCCUGCACCCUCAACUGGCUUGGUGGCAGCUGGGGUGAGGAAUACAGGUCCUGGUUGGGUAGAAAUGUCACUCCCAAGAAAUCCCUCUUCCUUCUCCCUUCCUCAUCUUGACAAGGUGCCUGGAAGGGUGGGGGCCCCAGUUGAUGGCAGAGAGCUGAUGGCGCCCAGGGCUAUCCACGUGGGAGGAGGGCACAGGUGUCUGGAGCACGUUUCCUGGAGAGGGCCAGGGCUGUGCCAGCCUGCAGGCGGCUGAGCAGUUGGUGUGCAACCCGAUCAGCUUGGGUUCUAGGCAGAGGCUGAGCUGGCAGGUGGGGUGAUGGGCCAGAGCACCCGGUCCAGAAGGAGUGCUAGGCCCAGAGCCUUCUGCUUCUCAGUGGAGGAGAGGUGCAGCAGUAGGGCCUGAGGGCUCCCUUGAUGGGGGCAGGGCCCCCGCCUGCCUUGCUCUCUGUCUCUGCUCCCUCCCUCAGGCUGCUGGGAGCGGAACUGGGGCAGUUCUUGAGCAGAAAAUGAGUGAAGAGAAAGAGCCCUUACUCCUAGGAAUUGGGUGUAAAGAUUAUGAGGAACCCCAGAUUCUAAGGUGAGAGGAAGUGGGGACCCUAAGGCCAUCUGACUCCCUUGGGGACUGUCUAAGGGCUAGCUCAGGGGGAGCACAGCCCUGGCCUCCUCUCUACAACUCCCCUGUCAUGGUGGUCAGGUCAGAGGCACAGCUGCGGGCCUGCAGCCACUCAGGGCAGCUGGGAAGCACUUGGGGAGACAGUGGAGGAGAGAGCCCAAGUGGGGGAGAGAGCCCAAGGCGCGUCCCUGGCCGCUCAGUCAGUACCUUUGUAUCUGGAGAGUCACCAGCGGCCCGAGCCCCCAGCCGCUGGGCUGUCCCAUCAGGGCCUCAGGCCCAUGCUGGCUUCAUGCCUCAGGAGCGGGCGUGUGGGUGUGUAUGAGCGUGAGUGCGCGUGUGUGCCAAUAAACAACCUGGUUUUAAGA